Messenger RNA from Entamoeba dispar SAW760, 2451 nucleotides. RefSeq lists its product as uncharacterized. Bases 1 to 2451 code for a protein of 816 amino acids. The transcript has a single exon. NCBI's taxonomy places the organism in Eukaryota, Evosea, Mastigamoebida, Endamoebidae. The record is from RefSeq and is a predicted model, not a curated record.
AUGCAUUCUCAAAGUAUUCCUUUAUUUAAAGACAAUAACGACAUCUCUAAAGGAUUAUCUGACCAAUUUAGAAACAUUAUCUCACACUGUAACAAACCCCAUUUUAUUUGUAUUUGUAAUGACCAAGGAAGUAAUGAAAAUAUUAACAUAAAUCAAAUCAUUAAUGGGAUCUCAUCAAAUGAUUACUUUCAUUUACAAGAACCAUUGAAAGUUUCAAAUGAGACUUCCACAUCAGAAACAAAUAAGUGUAAUAUUAUUGGACCAAUUAUUGUAAGUGAUAUAGUAAAAAGAAACAAUUUAGAAGAACAAGAAUUUCAACAAAUUUUAAAUGAUGAAGUGUUCUUUAUUGAAAUUACAAAACUUAAACUAACUUCUAGUACAACACUGAAUAAUAUUACUGGAAUUCUUUCUAUUCUCCAGUUAUCUUCUGUAAGAAUUAUUCAUAAUACCAAUGAAAUAAAUGCAAGUGUAUUAGAAGAUAUAUCAUCAAUUGAUAAUCUCUCUUGUUUAUUACAAUUACAAGGAAUAAGAAAAGAAGGAAAAAGAGUUAUUUGUAUUUCAUCAGAUAUUAAAACUACUACAGAAAAAGAAGAUGAAGUAACUCUUAAAGAGACAGUCUUGAAUAAACAAAAACAUAUAAACAAUCAUCUUGUAAAUUUCUUCUCUACAAAGCCACAUCAAACAGAUUGUCUUUGUUUCUUACUUCCAUCAUGUUGUCCAGUUUCUCAAAGUCAAAUCAUUUGUAGAUUUUACAAAGAACAAAUGAGAAAUAUCAUUUGUGAAAUUCUUCAUGAAAUUCCAUCAAAUUGUAAGUCUGGUUCUUAUCUUCUUUCUUGUAUAGAAAUUCUUAUUGAGUGUUUCAAAUCAAUCAAUGAACUAAAUACUAAUAACAUCUUCAAUGAAAUAAAACGAUUACUCAAGAAAAAAUAUGUUACAACUAUUAGUUCAAUCAAUAUGAAAUUAGUUGGAAUGUUUUAUAAAAUGAACUUAGAUGAAAGAAUAACUGUCAUUGAAGAUCAAUCAAAGAUAAAGAAUCUUGUCUAUCAAAUUAUUGAAAAGGAAUUUAAUCCUAUUUGGGAUGUAUUACAGAUUAUUUAUGGUGAUCAACUCACUAAUGAAUUGUUUGAUUCUAUCUCAAUCACUUCAAAGUAUUUAGAAGAAUUUAUCUUGAAAGAUACUCAAAGGAUUAUUGAUGAUUUAAUUCAUUGUAACAGUUUUAGAUUAACACCAAUGUGGACAUAUCUUACACAAAUUCAAAUCAAAGAACAGUUUGAACAAAAUAAAUAUGAUUCAUUAAUUAACAAUUACUUAACACAGACACUAACAUUAAAUCAAAAAACACUUCAGUUCUAUUCAAAUAAAAAAUGUACAAGAAUAGAUGAAUUGAAACAUCAAUGCAUUGAGACAAUUAAGUUGAAAACCAAUGAAAUAUUAAAUGGAAAACAACAAUGGAGAGAUGUCUGUAUCAAAAUCCAAAAUUAUUAUCACAACUUAAUCAAUACUAUUGACAAAGAAUUACAAACAAAAGAUCUUUCUACUGUUCAUCAAGUAGAAUUAUAUCACCAAUACUAUCUUGGGGUCUUUAAAAGUAAUAGUGAAAUGUACACAGUUCAAAACAAACAAAUAAUAUUCAAUCAAAAUGAUUAUAAUAAAAUUCUUCAAGACACAUUCAAUGAAUUGAAUGAUUUAUUUGAUAAGAAAAAACAAAUUGCACAAACACUAGAACAAAAUCAUCUUAAAGAAGAAUUAGAACGGAAGAAAGAAGCAUUUAUUAGAAAAUUGACUAGUAAAUCUUAUUAUAUUAUGCCAUGUUGUACAACAAGAUUUGUCCUUGAUGCUAAAUAUUCUGAUUUCAAGAAUGGACAACCAAUUAAUUUAUAUUGGUCUCAUGGUAAUCAAAAUCAACACUUCCAAUUUAUUCAAAAGAAUGAUUCAUUCCAAAUAAAAAUAGGACAUAAUGGAUUUUUAGUACAUAGAUCUGACGUAUCUGAAGGAAGUGUUAUUCAUCAAUGGAAUGAUACAACAAAUAUUAACUCUUUCUGGAAAGUUAUUGAAAAUAAUGAUGGAACAAUUUCCUUUUUAAGUGUGAGUAAUGAAUCUCUUGCAUUUACUGCUGAUUCUGAUGAAUUAUUAGCUUCUUGUCAUACUCGUCAUUUCACAUGUUCUGAUUACCAAAAAUUUAAACUCUUAGAUACUCCAUUAAACAACCAACCAGUUGCUCCACCUCCUGAAAAUCAAGAAACACCAAAACGUCAAAUUCAAUUUUUCCAAACUCCUAAGUAUGUUGAUCUUUCAAUUGUUGAUGCCUUAAAGAGUAUUCAUGCAGACAGUUCCUUUUCUUAUAGAGAAAGAAUUGCACAAGUUAAUAACAUCCAAGGGUAUUGUGGAACUGGUCCUCAAAAUGACCAUAUGAGAAAGUUGUUAUACCAAGGACGAUUAAUAAAACCAUAA